AUGUUCAAACCCACAUCACGCUUGAAUGCGCGGCUGCGGUUGACCACCAAGCAGGUCAACGGAGGCUAUUACAAGGGUAACCGGACGGGCAACGUUGGAUUCUUCGGCAAGAAGAAGGGCACAUAUUUCAUUGACUGGCGAAAAGUGCGCACAUAUGUGGUUCCAGAGGGACUUGAUACCUUUAAGCCCACAAGAACCCAGUACACGCAAACGAUAAUGAUCGGCGAGAGGGAAGUCGAGGUGCCGCGUGGGAUGAAUGGGAAAGACUACCUCGAUGACUGGUAUGCGAAUAAUGAGUUGGAGUCUGACGAAGUCGAGCGGAUACGGAGAGGAGAGGUGAUGGCUAGCCAGGAGGACACUGCCGUUUCAAAAGAGGAACAGCAGCAGCAGCGGCAGCCAGUGCAGACAACGGCCGAGUUGAAUGCGGAGCCACGCGCGGACGACGCGGGUAAAAGCAAGCACUGA
Histoplasma capsulatum G186AR is the source of this 465-nucleotide messenger RNA. RefSeq names its product 50S ribosomal protein YmL27. Gene Ontology annotation, cellular component: mitochondrial large ribosomal subunit. Lineage: Eukaryota; Fungi; Ascomycota; Eurotiomycetes; Onygenales; Ajellomycetaceae. The record is from RefSeq and is a predicted model, not a curated record. The transcript has 2 exons. Gene Ontology annotation, molecular function: structural constituent of ribosome. Bases 1 to 465 code for a protein of 154 amino acids.